CCACGCCGUCCCUUGUUCAUUAUGGUCUCUACGUCACUCGCAGCCGUCCUCCUCUCGCUGUGCAUGUCGAUCUCCGCAGCCUUUCAGGUUCUUUCUCCCUCAUCAGACCUGCGAGGAGCUCAGACUUCUCUGCAUGCCUUGACGAAGCGCUCGCGGCGGCGGAAGGUGGACACAUCGACGUUCUCCGGUGCGCUGGUGAUGCUGCCUCGGAAGGUGCGGCGUGAGCUGCCAAAGCUGAUAGAGGAGACGAGGCAGCUGGAGCUGAGGAGGAAGGAGGAGGAGAGGGAGGCAGAUCCGGUCAGCCACGACCCGCAGGUGCCGACCAUCUACACGAUUGCAGAAGCUGGUCAGCCAAACGCACAAACAUAACAGAGCCUGGCUCCUCUGUCCCAGCGCGUGUGCGGGUGUAUGUGUGUGUGUGGUCUGCUGCCACCUUUGUUGUGUGAUGUGGCUGACCAUGCAGGUGACUUGCACAAGGCGGAUGGCAUCUCCGCGAUGCGCGUCAAGUACUGCAGCGAUGUGACCGACUUUAUUGUGCUGAUGCACGGGCACUCGGUGCCGCAGAACAAGGCCAUUGCCAAUGCCAUAGAGGACGCCAUGGCCCGGAAGCAUGGCAUCGAGGCCAAGAGGAGAGACGGCAGUGUUGAUGGCGGCUGGCUGGUGCUGGACUACGGCUCCAUCCUUGUCAACAUAAUGACACCGAAGAAGAGGGUAGGGUAACUUAUCCCCACGCACAAUCUCAUGGACUGAUCCGUCUGAGUCGAUUAUAUGUGUUGAUGGCCGAACUGCAGGAGUACUACAAUAUGGAGGGUCACUGGCGCAAACAAGGCAGCGAGCCGGUGCCAUUGGCACACGUGCUCAGGAGCGAUGUGCGCGAGGGGUAUUCGACCGGCCGGGACGUCACAUACGGCGGGGGCAAUCGCCAGCAGCCGUGGGAAGAGGAGGAGGUGGACCCCUUCUGGUCAUGAUGGGUGGAUGGGGGUGCUGGUCUAGACAUCCUUGCCAGCCCUCUCUAGUCUGCAGUGUGCCCUCGUGUUCAUAGCUUCCUAGACCUGCCUGAGAAUUGACUCUGCCAGUGGUAUGCGUGCAGUUUUGCGUCUUUUUGUCGUUUCGUGGCUGCCUGACUGACUGGAAUGUGCGUGUGUGUCUAUCCAUGUCAGCAUCAUGAAGUGGUGAUGAGAG
This is a messenger RNA of Vitrella brassicaformis, 1182 nucleotides long. The record is from the annotation of a GenBank genome assembly. Lineage: Eukaryota; Vitrellaceae.